AUGUCUACUGAUAAGAUCACCUUCUUGACUAACUGGCACGCGACCCCGUACCACGCCCCCCUGUACCUCGCCCAGAGCAAGGGAUUCUUCAAGGAAGAAGGCCUCAAGGUUGCUCUGCUCGAGCCCAAUGACCCCUCCGAUGUCACUGAAAUUAUCGGCAGUGGCAAGGUUGAUAUGGGCUUCAAGGCUAUGAUCCAUACUCUUGCUGCCAAAGCCCGCAACUUCCCAGUCACCUCGAUCGGCUCUCUCCUCGACGAGCCCUUCACCGGUGUCGUCUACCUCAAGGACAGCGGCAUCACCGAAGACUUCCGCUCCCUCAAGGGCAAGAAGAUCGGCUAUGUCGGCGAGUUCGGCAAGAUCCAAAUCGACGAGCUCACCAAGUACUACGGCAUGACCGCCGACGACUACACCGCCGUCCGCUGCGGCAUGAACGUCACAAAGGCCAUCAUCAACGGCACCAUCGAUGCCGGUAUCGGCCUCGAGAACGUGCAGAUGGUCGAGCUGGCUGAAUGGCUUGCGUCCCAGAACCGUCCCCGCACAGACGUGCAGAUGCUCCGCAUCGACCAGCUCGCUGAGCUCGGCUGCUGCUGUUUCUGCUCCAUUUUGUACAUCGCCAACGACGCCUUCCUUGCGGCGAACCCGGAGAAGGUCACCAAGUUCAUGAAUGCCGUCAAACGCGCGACCGAAUACGUCCUUGCUGAGCCGGCGAAGGCUUACGAGGAGUACAUCGACAUGAAGCCCAUAAUGGGCACCCCUGUCAACAGGAAGAUCUUCGAGCGCUCGUUCGCGUACUUCAGUCGCGACCUGAAGAACGUUCAGCGCGACUGGAACAAGGUCACCAACUAUGGCAAGCGCCUGGGGAUCCUGGAGAAGGACUUCGUGCCGAACUACACCAACCAGUACCUGUCUUGGACUCUCGACAAGGACUCGACUGAUCCGCUGGGUGACCAGAAGCGUAUGGCGAAGUUGCAGGAGCAGGUUGCUUUGGAGGGUGGCUUCCAUCGUCUGGGGGCGGCUUCCGCUUAG
This is a messenger RNA of Aspergillus mulundensis, 1026 nucleotides long. RefSeq names its product NMT1/THI5 family protein. The transcript has 3 exons. Gene Ontology annotation, biological process: thiamine biosynthetic process. Lineage: Eukaryota; Fungi; Ascomycota; Eurotiomycetes; Eurotiales; Aspergillaceae. Bases 1 to 1026 code for a protein of 341 amino acids. The record is from RefSeq and is a predicted model, not a curated record.